Molecule: messenger RNA, 3988 nt
Organism: Castor canadensis (American beaver)
Lineage: Eukaryota; Metazoa; Chordata; Mammalia; Rodentia; Castoridae
Source: RefSeq, a predicted model, not a curated record
GGGAUUUUGUAGCUGAAGUGUCCACGCCACCCUGGAGCUGUUCGCCCUGAUGGUGGUGGUGUUUGAACUCUGCAUGAAGCUGCGGUGGCUAGGCCUGCAUACCUUCAUCCGGCACAAGCGGACCAUGGUCAAGACCUCGGUGCUGGUGGUGCAGUUCAUCGAGGCCAUUGUGGUGUUGGUACGGCAGACAUCCCAUGUACGGGUGACCCGGGCACUGCGCUGCAUCUUCCUGGUGGACUGUCGGUACUGCGGUGGUGUCCGGCGGAAUCUGCGGCAGAUCUUCCAGUCCCUGCCGCCCUUCAUGGACAUCCUGCUGCUGCUGCUGUUCUUUAUGGUCAUCUUCGCCAUCUUGGGUUUCUACUUGUUCUCCCCUAAUCCUUCGGACCCUUACUUCAGCACCCUGGAGAACAGCAUUGUCAGCCUGUUUGUCCUUCUGACCACAGCCAACUUCCCAGAUGUCAUGAUGCCCUCUUACUCCCGGAACCCCUGGUCUUGCAUCUUCUUCAUCGUGUACCUCUCCAUUGAGCUGUACUUUAUCAUGAACCUGCUCCUGGCCGUGGUGUUUGACACUUUCAAUGACAUUGAGAAACGCAAGUUCAAGUCUUUGCUGCUGCAUAAGCGAACUGCCAUCCAACAUGCCUACCGCCUGCUCGUCAGCCGGCGGAGGCCUGCCGGCAUCUCCUUCAGGCAGUUUGAAGGCCUAAUGCGCUUCUACAAGCCCCGGGUAAGCGCCAGGGAGCGCUUCCUGACCUUCAAGGCCCUGAAUCAGAGCAACACGCCACUGCUCAGCCUGAAGGACUUCUAUGACAUCUAUGAAGUUACUACGCUGAAGUGGAAGGCAAAGAGAAACAGGGAGCAUUGGUUUGAUGAACUUCCCAGGACAGCCUUCCUCAUCUUCAAAGGGAUCAAUAUCCUGGUGAAGUCCAAUGCCUUCCAGUACUUCAUGUAUAUGGUGGUGGCUGUCAACGGAGUAUGGAUCCUCGUGGAGACGUUCAUGCUGAAAGGUGGGAACUUCUUCUCCAAGCACGUGCCCUGGAGUUACCUGGUCUUUCUCACCAUCUACGGUGUGGAGCUGUUCCUGAAGGUAGCCGGCCUGGGCCCUGUGGAGUACCUGUCUUCCGGAUGGAACCUAUUCGACUUCUCUGUCACAGCCUUCGCCUUCCUGGGACUGCUGGCUCUGGCCCUCAACAUGGAGCCCUUCUAUUUCAUAGUGGUUCUGCGUCCCCUCCAGCUGCUGAGGUUGUUUAAAUUGAAGAAGCGUUACCGCAAUGUUCUGGACACCAUGUUUGAGCUUCUGCCACGGAUGGCCAGCCUCGGCCUCACACUGCUCAUCUUCUACUACUCCUUCGCCAUCGUGGGUAUGGAAUUCUUCUGUGGCCUUCUCUACCCCAACUGCUGCAACACCAGUACAGUGGCAGACGCCUACCGCUGGCUCAACCACACGGUCGGGAACAGGACAGUGGUGGAGGAGGGUUACUACUACCUCAGCAACUUCGACAACAUUCUCCGCAGCUUCGUGACCUUGUUCGAGCUCACAGUUGUGAACAACUGGUACAUCAUCAUGGAAGGCGUCACUUCUCAGACCUCCCACUGGAGCCGCCUCUACUUCAUGACCUUUUACAUCGUAACCAUGGUGGUGAUGACUAUCAUCGUGGCCUUCAUCCUAGAGGCCUUCGUCUUCCGAAUGAACUACAGCCGCAAGAACCAGGACUCUGAAGAUGACGGUGGCAUCACCCUUGAGAAGGAAGUCUCCAAAGAAGAGCUGCUUGCUGUCCUAGAGCUCUACCGGGAGGUGCGAGGGGCGUCCUCUGACGUCACCCGGCUGCUCGAGACUCUCGCACAGAUGGAGAGACACCAGCAAAAUUCCCUGGUGUUUCUGGGACGGAGAUCAAGGACCAAAAGUGACCUGAGCCUGAAGAUGUACCAGGAGGAGAUCCAGGAGUGGUACGAGGAGCAUGCCCGGGAGCAGGAGGAGCUGCGGCAGCUCAGCAGCCACGUCGCCGCCCCCACCCAGCAGCCCCCCAGCAGCCGCCAGCGCUCCCAGACUGUCACCUAGCCCCAGCUCACCAAGACUUCUCUUCUAUGCAAUGAUUCAUUAGUAUUAUGUCAUGCAACGUAUUGAGAUGAUGUGUGCGCACAUGCUCAGAUGUACGCACAGAUUUAUCCAGAGGAAGGAAGGAAGACUAGCUGGGGUCAGUGGAACCGCCUCACCCUGUCUUCCUGAACUCCAGCAGUCACGGUCGGCUUGGGCCAGGGGAUGGGGCCAGGCUGAGCUUCCUCCUGUGGAAAGCUCCAGAAGCCCUCUUCUCAAGAAGCCCCUGGAGUAGAUCAUACCAUCUCUGCGGCCCUGCCUGCCUGCUGCUGCCGCGCUGUCCUUGGGCUCUGUCCCACAGCGUCCCCACUAACUCCCUCGCGGCCUUGUCACAGAUGUCUGUGUCUGCCCUUAGGGACAAAACCACUUAGGAAGAAAAGAACCCAAAAAUCCCAGGGUGGCAUUUAUAGAUGCUAAUGUGCUAGAAUUUGCCUUCUGGGUUCAGUGUCUAGGAUAAUGGAGAGUGUGAUGGAGGGUGAGGUCACACCUGUGGCCAGAUCUCAGUUGCUCAGUGCUGGGAGCAGGAUGUGGCACUGACCAGUCUCAGUUUCUGCCUCCAGAAGUCACCUCUCCCCACUACUGCAGCUCAGCUCUUGUUGGAACUCCCUCCACAAUGGCCUCCUGCAGAAUCCAAGCUGUGGCUCCCAGAUGGGCUUUCUCCAUCAGGUCCUUCUCUUGUGACUUAGCCUGUUCCGGCAAAGGGACGUUUGGGUGAAUCGGGCUGAGGACACACAUGCUUUAGGUGCUGCUGGGAACAGGAGCAGACAGCGUGGAGACCCUCACUGGCCAUCAAAGCAGUCCCAGGCCCCGCCAGCCUAGUGCACACCUAUCUUGGGCAGCCACUGUCCCUAAACUGGGUUCAGGGAAGAGCUCAAGGCAGACAGUCAGCUAGCCACCUUCCCUGUGCCUUGGAGUUACCUGAGACCCCUGCAAGGCUGAGAUAGGGUGGAUCGCAACUGAGGGGAGUGGAGGUGGUGACAGUGGUGGUCUCCACUUUGUCCUCAGCAUUCCAGUCUCCCACCUCCUCUGCCACUUCCUGGGACUGGGGUGGGUGGACAGUGGCCCCCCCUCGUCCUCUGUUUUCAUUUUCAGUAAAAUCCAGCCCUUUGGGGGAAGCAGUGCAUUACUGAGAACCACUGAUUUUCUGCAUGUCAGGAGACAGCACUGUCCCCUUCACCCCCAGAGGGCCAACCACUGUCACAGGAGCUCAGCAUUGACCCCAGGCCAGAGCCCUUCUCUCUGGAGAAGACACUAUUUGCACAACUGGGUGCCUUUAGCUUUGUGUAUUUGAAUGGGCAUUUUGGAAGCAGGAAGAGGGCAGCUUCUAAUGGAGGGUGUGGGUCUUCUCCCUGAGCCCCUGGGCCCCUUCCAGUCCCUUCUCCCCAGGGGUUGUGAGAGCCCUAUGGCCCAGCAGAGUGGGGCACAGACUCCAGCCAGUCAUCUACAGAGGACAUCCAUCCUCACAGUGUCACCAGUGGUCCUGUCAACUUGACCCUUAAGCUUGCCCAUCAAGCUGGGAGCAGGUGUCACCCCUGGCUGGCUGUGAGCUCUGAGGGCCCCCAGGUCUCCGUCUAGCCCAGAUGCCCCUCACCCCCACAUCACAGCUCAAUGGGACCAGGUAACAUUCCCUGAUGAUCCCAUGUCACAGCCUGUUGGGGUGUCAGUGGCACUGUGCCCCCACCCCAAUUAGACGAAGGCGCCCAGGGGUGCCACCUGGCCCCUCCUCCUAGCUUCCCCUUCCACCCAAGCCUUACUCCACACCACACGGACAAUCAUUUUGUAUGGAUCGCAGGAGCAGCCCUGUAAAGUUUUGUACAUUGCAAUUUGUUACCUAGAUCCACUACGUGCGGAUCGCUGGCAUAUUAAUAAAAGAGCCUCUGCUUUGUACACCUGGCU